This is a messenger RNA of Erinaceus europaeus (western European hedgehog), 1890 nucleotides long. RefSeq names its product calreticulin (gene CALR). Bases 106 to 1356 code for a protein of 416 amino acids. Gene Ontology annotation, molecular function: calcium ion binding. Gene Ontology annotation, cellular component: endoplasmic reticulum; endoplasmic reticulum membrane. Gene Ontology annotation, biological process: protein folding. Lineage: Eukaryota; Metazoa; Chordata; Mammalia; Eulipotyphla; Erinaceidae. The record is from RefSeq and is a predicted model, not a curated record. The transcript has 9 exons.
CGGUCGCGUCCGUCCGGACUGCGGAGUUGCUGCCGCCGCCGCUCCCUGAGGAGAAUCUCUCCGGCCCCGCCGCCGCCGCCGCCGCCGCCGCCCCCUCGGCCCGCCAUGCUGUUGCCCUUGCCGCUGCUGCUCGGCCUCCUCGGCCUGGCCGCCGCCCAGCCCGUCGUCUACUUCAAGGAGCAGUUUCUGGACGGAGACGGCUGGGCCAACCGCUGGGUGGAGUCCAAACACAAGUCCGACUUCGGCAAAUUCGUCCUGAGCUCCGGCAAGUUCUACGGCGACCAGGAGAAAGACAAAGGCCUGCAGACCAGCCAGGACGCCCGCUUCUACGCCCUGUCCAGCCGCUUCGAGCCCUUCUCCAACAAGGGGCAGAAGCUGGUGGUGCAGUUCACCGUGAAGCACGAGCAGAACAUCGACUGCGGCGGCGGCUACGUGAAGCUCUUCCCGGCCGGCCUGGACCAGGCCGACAUGCACGGGGACUCGGACUACAACAUCAUGUUCGGCCCCGACAUUUGCGGCCCCGGCACCAAGAAGGUCCAUGUCAUCUUCAACUACAAAGGGAAGAACGUCCUCAUCAACAAGGACAUCCGCUGCAAGGACGACGAGUUCACCCACCUGUACACGCUGAUCGUGCGGCCCGACAACACCUACGAAGUGAAGAUUGACAACAGCCAGGUGGAGUCGGGCUCCCUGGAGGACGACUGGGACUUCCUGCCCCCCAAGAAGAUCAAGGACCCCAACGCCGCCAAGCCCGAGGACUGGGAUGAGCGGGCCAAGAUCGACGACCCCACUGACUCCAAGCCCGAGGACUGGGACAAGCCCGAGCACAUCCCCGACCCCGACGCCAAGAAGCCCGAGGACUGGGAUGAGGAGAUGGACGGCGAGUGGGAGCCCCCCGUCAUCCAGAACCCGGAGUACAAGGGCGAGUGGAAGCCCCGGCAGAUCGACAACCCCGACUACAAGGGCACCUGGAUCCACCCCGAGGUCGACAACCCCGAGUACGCCCCCGACAGCAGCAUCUAUGCCUACGACAGCUUCGCCGUGCUGGGCCUGGAUCUCUGGCAGGUCAAGUCCGGGACCAUCUUUGACAACUUCCUCAUCACCAACGACGAGGCGUAUGCCGAGGAGUUCGGCAAUGACACCUGGGGUGUCACCAAGGAGGCCGAGAAGCAGAUGAAGGAGAAGCAGGACGAGGAGCAGAGGCUGAAGGAGGAGGAGGAGGACAAGAAGCGGAAGGAGGAGGAGGAAGAGGCCGACAAGGACGAGGAGGAGGACAAGGACGAGGAUGAUGAUGAGGAGGAGGAGGAGGACUCGGCCGCCCCCACCCCCGCCGGCCAGGCCAAAGACGAGCUGUAGGCCCCCCCGCCCCAGGGCUGGACCCACGCCCAGCCGCCCGUCACCACAUAAUGUCUCUGUGAGACUUCUGAGAACUUUGCGGUUGUUGGUUUUUUUUUUUCCUCCCUGGCGGGUUCUGAUUUUGGGAUUCUGUUUACCCCAUUCUCCUCCCCUAAUCCCCCCCUUUUUUUUUUUACUGACAUUUUGUCUCCCAAUUCUCUGCUCCAGUGACACCCCUGGCCCUCAUCUUUCUGGGUUAAACAUCUGUGUCUCCUACUCCCCCCUCCACACACACCCUGCCAGCCCUAGAGCCUGUCUGCUCUCACCUAGAGUGAGCGGUAUCCCAGCGGUGAAGUGAGGGAAAGGGGGGUCAGGACUCCUAGAGCCCCAGCUCUGAUCUUCCCCCACCCCCUUUCUUGAUUCCCCCAUCCCAGGACCCGGCCACUUCUUGGAAGGGGGGGCCAGCGAGUCCCAGCUCCCCCCAUACUUGAGAAUGUAAAAAAAAAAACAAAAAACUACAAACAAAAUUUCUAUUAAAUUAAGUUUUGUGUCUUC